AACAUUUUCAUUCGCUUUCGCAGCGUCGAAGUGUACGGUUCAUAGGAGGAACGGAACGGAACGGAGUGGAACGGACCGAAACGGUGAACGCGACGGAAACUAGUUGUUGCUGUUUUUUUUCUCCGUGUUCUUUUUAAAAAUAAAAUAACACAAAAAAAAAUUAAGUAACACUUAAGCAAAGUCCGCGUGAAAAUCAAUUGAAAAUCGUUCGUCGUUUUGUGCGUGUGACCACCAUCAAAAGUGCCACCGAUCGGAGGAUUUUAAUAAAUUCAAUUAAGAUCGUUUUCAUUGUCUGACGCACACGCGUGAUGUACAAAUGAAAAAGUAAAAAGAAAAAUAUAAGAAGAAAAAGAAAUCACAGUAAAAAAAAGUAAAGAAAAGUGAUUGACUGCACAAGAAAAAGAAAAGUUCCUUACCUCCUAGCCAGAAGUUAAAAGUGAAGCGGAAAGCAGAGAGGAGAUAACAGCUAACGGGGCUUCCACUGAAAAAGUUCCUUGUUUUGUUAAGAGAGAUCAUUGUAAUCAGCGCAGAUCGAAGCCAAUAUAUAAAAUGAUUUCACACAGUCCGCCCAUAUUCAGUCACAGUCCACCCGUUAGUUUUCUGGCGGACUUCAUGAGCGGACAUCAGCGUCAAACGUUAAAUUACAAUGACGAGCCCAACAGAGCUUCUCGCUACUGUCGGCCCCAAGUGAUAACUUUGGCCUCCAAAGCCAUGGUCAACAACGCCUCAGCGGCGGUCCAGGGCCAAGGGCCCAGUCAACAGAAGGCUGGUGCCACACCCUUAGGUGUGGGCAGUCGAUCCGGUAGGAGUUACCUGGAGCGUAUGGCCUCAGCUCCCUUGCUCAACAAUCAACCCAAAUCCUGUCUUAGCCGCAAAUCCUGCCUGCACAAAACCCAAAAUACUACGGCCAGUUCCACAGAUCUCUCGCCAACGACAACAGAUAGUGAUGUCACGGACAGUGCCAGCCAUAGCUGUAUGUGCAGCAAGGACAGCGACACCAACUGCGAACUGAGCAGCCGUGGCCCCAAAAAGCAUGUGAUCUUUGCCGAUGAUGAGGGUCUAUCGCUAACCGAGGUUCGUGUGAUGUCCGAACCCUCGAAUGUGCCGCCCUAUUGGAGCAUGAAGUUCUUGGAGCAGAUAACACAGGGCCUGGUCAGUCCACAUCCACCAGAUCAAUGGACCGUGGACUUCAAACAGCCAGCUUCAGAUUAUCUAACAUUUAGACAAAAGAUAGAUCGGGACUUUGUUUCCCUUGAGAAUGUGAUCGUUAAGGAUGAGGAAUCGAUUGUGGUGGGCACCAUUAAGGUGAAGAACAUUGACUUCCAGAAGGAGAUCAUUGUGCGUGUGACCUGGGAUGAUUGGAAGAGCCAGCAGGAUAUCUUCUGUACAUUUGCCCGGGCCUAUGGACCGACUACAUGUGCCCACGUAGUCUUCGAUACAUUCUCCUUCAAAAUCACCUUGCCACCAUCCUCUAAGCGCCUGGAAUUCUGCAUCUGCUACCGCACCAACGAUACAGAAUAUUGGGAUAAUAAUGAUGGUAAAAACUAUACCAUUAGCAAGCGUUCGCCCUUUUAUUACAACGCCUUGUCGCCCUAUGAUAAGGGUCAGAAUCGCAACUCUAGCCAGCAAAUAAGGUCCACCCUGACCGAUGCCUUGGCCAAGGUGCACGACCAAAAUGGGUGGCAUCAGGAGCCACAUACGCCAUAUUGGUGAAAUUGCCUGGUAAAGGGAUUGGAUUUUCCCUAAGCCAAGCAAUGGAAUAUAAUUUUCUCAUUUAGGCCACAUGAACAGAAAGAAACAGAUUUGGAACAGAUUUAAAAAAACAGAUUUUAAAAAACAGUUUUAGUGACAGCGAAAGCGAAAGCGAAAGAGAGAGAGUCCAAAAGAUUUUACCACUAACAAAACUUUUUGACCUAAGCUUAUUACCUGGUACAAAUAUCCCAAUUUGAAAAGUGCCAUUGACUUGAGGGAUUACCCAAGUUUAGAAGGGCUUAUUAACUACUUUAACUAGGCAAAAGCCCGAAAAUUGUAUGUUUUGUCUUUUACUCAACUUGAUGGAAUUUCUAAAUGUAUAACUUUCUAAAAUGUUUUAAUGUUCGAUUGUAAAGAAUUUUUGGAAAAAGAAUGCUAGAUUUUAUAUGUUUUACCUGUGUAUGCCUGUGUGAUUGUCUACAUUUAUAUAACUGAUAUUAGGUUUAUGUGAAGAACUAAAAACGAAAAGAAAAGAAAGAAAAACUAUAAAAAAGAGGAGAUGAAUUUUAAGGCGUGAACCAUCCAAGCAAACCAUUGUUUCGAAAUUUUCUGCAAAAGCAAAAUAAAGAGAAAAACAAAACAUAAAACCCAUAAAACAAAUAUGAAAACUGAAACCAGAAAAACAAACAACAAAAAAUUGUAGUUCCUAAGUUUAUUGUUUUUUUUUUAUUAUUUUUCAUUAUUUUUUUAACUCUCUUUUUCAUUUCAUUCAAACAAUUUUAUCUUUUUUUUUGGUUAUUUGAAACGCUAAGACUGAAAUGGCUUGUUAUGGAGAAGAAAACACGUCCUGCAAUAUAUAUUAUAUAAUAAAAUAAAAUAAAAUAAAAAUAAAACAACAAAAAUUCGCAUCAUCACAUUUACAGACAACAAAAAUUUUGUGUUCUCAUUGUUAUUGUGUGUGAUCCAGAUCCCCGACUAUAUACUAUAUAUAUAUAUAUAUUAUACACCUAACUAGUUUCUAAGUGAUUUGUAAAUACAGAAGCAAAUGCAAACAAUAUACCAGAAAAUUGCCUGUUAAAUACAUUUAUACAAAUAUGAAUUUAGUUAUAUAACGAUGCCUAGUUUGUAGUCCUUAGAGGUUAUUUAGUUAGUAAGUUGCCCCCUCCUACACCUCCCACAACUGACCUAACGUGAAUGAAUCAACUAUAUAUGUGCCUAUAUAUAUAAAGCGUACUCUAUAAUUAUUUAGUUUCUAACGAACUUAUGACACAACGAGCCACUAUAUUGUCUUAUUCAGCUCAAUGCUCAUAAACAAAAUAAAUAUUUUUGAAAAAAAAAA
Messenger RNA from Drosophila eugracilis, 3031 nucleotides. RefSeq names its product protein phosphatase 1 regulatory subunit 3C-B (gene Gbs-70E). Gene Ontology annotation, biological process: regulation of glycogen biosynthetic process. The transcript is spliced from 6 exons. NCBI's taxonomy places the organism in Eukaryota, Metazoa, Arthropoda, Insecta, Diptera, Drosophilidae. Gene Ontology annotation, molecular function: protein phosphatase 1 binding; glycogen binding. Gene Ontology annotation, cellular component: protein phosphatase type 1 complex. The coding region runs from base 550 to 1713 and encodes 387 amino acids. The record is from RefSeq and is a predicted model, not a curated record.